AUGGACCAGGAAUCAACGGAUAUAUUUGCGGGAGAUCUCUCCAUUGAGGAAUUCGACAUCGAUUUCGAAUUCGACGCACCUCGAUUCUAUGAUUUCUCCAAACCGGAACUCGAUUCAGAAACAGAGGAAACAGAGCUCUGGUUUGAAUUAGCUGGAAACUAUCCUCCUUCGCCAUUUAGCCUAAGUUUGAGCUGGAGUUUCGACGACAAACAUCUCAACAUCCCCAAACCCAUCUCAGAUAAAUACAACGGGUUCAUAUAUUAUAACCAAACAGCUAAAGAUGUUCCCAAUACAAUACCAAAGUCAAAAACAAAACCUUUUAUACGAAAGAACUCAACUUUGACGAGACCCACUGCUUCUUUGUUGGCAAGACAGAACAAACCUCUUGACAUUUACUCUGUUCAACUUCUCUCAAGAUGUCAGAGAUCAUUGGGGAAAUUCGAUGACAAGAUCUCUUCUCUCUUAAACUCUAUGCCUCAAACCCAAGAUACCAAAAGGCAAAAACUUGAAUCCGGCUUCAUACGCAAGAUAUCGCGGUCGGAACAAACUUCUUUUGUACAUAAGGUUCCAAGGAAGGCAUCCAAAGUCACUGUUCCAAAAGAGCCAAACCUCAAGACUGCUCAGAGAGCUUCAAGACACCGGUUUAAGGCUAGUUCAGCACCUGAACAGAUCGCCAAAUUCAGCUCUACUAUGAAUAAAACAGUGCGUUUGCAGGUCCAAGAAAGUUCUGCAACAUCUUUGCCUAAAAAGAAUACGUCUCGCUCUCAAGAUAUCCAGGUCUAA
Molecule: messenger RNA, 783 nt
Organism: Microthlaspi erraticum
Lineage: Eukaryota; Viridiplantae; Streptophyta; Magnoliopsida; Brassicales; Brassicaceae
Source: the annotation of a GenBank genome assembly